UCCUCUUCUUGUUUUUUUGUUUAUGUUGGUGUUGUUUAUCCCUAGGAAAUUCCAGGAAAACAGGGUCUUGAAAAACUUGUAAAAAAAAAAAGGGCUUAGAUUAGACACCCAAAUAGGAAAAAAUAAGUUCUUUUUCUUUUAUCUCAUUCUAUCUGUUAAAAUUCCAGAAAAAUUGGUUCUUGAAAAACUCUCUGUGUUUCCACUUUCAUUGGUCUCUGUCUAAAGAAAGAAAACUUUGAAAUAAGUUUUUUCCCUUGUUUUAUCCCAUUUUAUCUGUUAAAAUUCACACACAACACACACACAGAGAUUGGCAGAAACAAGAUUCAGAAAUCAGCAUGCAUUUUGUGGUGUGAUUUUUGUUGUUUCAAGAACAGAUUUUUAUCUCACUUUUCUUGAAGAUCAGCUCUUUUGCAAUUGUGGGUUUUGGCUCGAUUAGCAUAUCAAGAAAUUGGUGUUUAUUCAAGGAACUCGUUGAGGCUACUCUAAAAGAAAUUAGGGAAGAAUAAAUUUGCAGUCUUUCCUGAGGGUUUGAAAAUAACAUGAGGAAAGUUCUGCAGUCGUUGAGGCAAAUCAAAUCCGCUCUGCGGUACAGAAAGGAUAAUGUGAUUAAUAGUUUUGUAAGAAGACAAUAUUUUUCGACUGAUAUAAGUCGUGGCUGUUUAUGCAAACUGUCCUAUAAUGGUGGUAUUACUAGACAUAGCCAACCAUAUUACAUGUUGUCCAGAGCCAUGUUUGCCGAUGUAGCUACAGUUAGUAAUGGAGUGGACACCAGAGGCGGGCCUCUAGUGGAAUAUGAACGAAGAAUUGCUGAGGGUGAGCUCUUGGAUGGAGAUGCUUGCCAGGUAGGCACAUUGCAAGAGCUCCAAAGACUUUAUGAUCAGCUCAUUGAAAAAGCUGAAGACUGCCGGUUAGACAAAUAUGCCUCUUCCGAUAAAGCCGGCAGGAGUAGAUGGUUAUGGUCUCGUCUCUUACCACAGUCGUCAUAUGCCCCUGUCAAAGGAUUAUAUCUUUAUGGGGGAGUUGGGACAGGAAAAACUAUGUUAAUGGACCUUUUUUUCAACCAGUUGCCUGGCAGUUGGAGGAAAAAGAGAAUUCAUUUCCACGACUUCAUGCUGAAUGUUCACAGCCGAUUACAGAAGCACAAGGGUGUGGCAGAUCCUCUAGAAGUUGUGGCAGGAGAGAUAUCUGACGAGGCCAUUUUGUUGUGUCUUGAUGAAUUCAUGGUGACUGAUGUGGCCGAUGCACUGAUACUGAAUCGCUUAUUUAAGCAGUUAUUUACCAACGGUGCAAUUCUUGUUGCUACGUCAAACCGUGCUCCAGAUAACCUUUAUGAACGUGGACUGCAGAGGGAUCUUUUCCUUCCGUUUAUAGCUACUUUAAAGGAAAGAUGUGUGGUACGUGAAAUUGGCUCAGCAGUGGAUUACAGAAAGUUGACUUCGGCCGAACAAGGCUUCUACUUUAUCGGAAAAGAUCUAUCAAGCGUCAUUAAAAAGCAAUUCCAAAUGCUAGUAGGGGAUGCUCAACCGGUUCCGCAAGAGGUGGAAGUUGUCAUGGGAAGGAAAUUACAGGUUCCAGUGGGUGCAAAUGGAUGUGCAUUAUUUUCAUUUGAGGAUCUCUGCGACAGGCCUCUUGGCGCAGCAGACUAUUUUGGACUAUUUAAAAAAUUUCAUACUCUGGCUCUGGAAGGCAUACCGAUUUUUGGGCUUCAUAAUAAAACUGCAGCAUACCGUUUUGUGACGUUGGUUGAUGUAAUGUAUGAAAAUAGAGCUAGACUUUUAUGCACAGCUGAGGGAUCUCCUGUCGAACUUUUUGAAAGGAUCGUGACAAUAUCUGAUGCCCAACAUGUGGCACCUAGAACAUCUUCAAGGUCAAGGAAGAACGAUGAUUUUGACCUUUGUGUGGACAAUGAGUUGGGUUUUGCAAAAGAUCGCACCAUUAGUAGGUUGACAGAGAUGAACAGCAGAGAGUACUUAGAACAACAUGCUGAAAUGUUAGCCAAGAAGCAGCAACUUCCAUAGGAAAAUCGCGCCCAGAAGGCAAUAGAGGUGUAAUUGAUAGGAAUUCCAUAAAUUUUCCCUACUCAAGGGAUCAAUUCUUGCCUGUAAAAUUGUGCAAUAGCAUCAUUUAAAAAAAAAAGUGAGGUUGAUUAAAGUUUUGGCUGGAAAUGAGAUUCAGAAGUGUGAUAUAUGGUAGUUUAUUGUUUAGUUGAGAAAUAAUGUGAUUGUUUGUAAUUACUGAGCUGAUUAUGCCAACAUCUUCAAUAAGAAUGGCAUUUUAUGUGCAUUUCUGCUAUUAGAAAUGUUGGUGUA
Molecule: messenger RNA, 2309 nt
Organism: Solanum dulcamara
Lineage: Eukaryota; Viridiplantae; Streptophyta; Magnoliopsida; Solanales; Solanaceae
Exons: 15
Coding region: 540-2018 (492 amino acids)
Cellular component (GO): cytoplasm; mitochondrion; chloroplast
Molecular function (GO): ATP binding; ATP hydrolysis activity
Source: RefSeq, a predicted model, not a curated record